AUGGAGGAUGAUAUUCCUGAAGGUUACAGGCCAGACCCUCCAGGCAACAUCGAAUCGAUGUGGCAUAAAAGCCAUACCCCGAUUUUAGAUCUCUACCCCUACCCUAACAAUAAGAGCCCCAUCAUCCCAUCAACAUCAAAUCUAGACGAAGACUGGCUUCUCGUGGCCACCAGCAGAGUGCGCCUCUUCAAGACCCUCAGCAGUAGCACCAACAUCCGGGAAUACAAGGCCGAACACAUCCAAUUCUUCUUCUGGACUGCUCUUGACCGUUCAAACCGCCGCUACAAAAACAUCCAUGCUCCUAACGCACAACUCUGGGAAUUCCACGACAUGCACGCCCAUGAAGAUGGCCUUUGGCGCGAUGUGCUUCUUAGUUCGCCCUGGUUUGACUGCCCUAUUUUUGACGACUUGCUGCAUACGCCGCAAAUAAGAAAUGACCCGGAUGGGAAGAAGCACGGAAAGCUUCGUAUGGUGAAGAGAAACCCGCAUUUUGUGGAGUUGGAGGACGAGUUCUUGGAGAGAUGGUGGUUGAAGGCGGCGAAGUUGAAGUUGAGGAGGUUUGACAAUGGGGAUGCGGUGCUGCCCAUCACGGCACAGAAUUACCGGGAUAUGUACGGGGAGAAGGCAAUGGAAUGGGAUGUUGAGGAGGAAGAAGAUGAUGGGAGUAAUGAAGAGCCUGAGAUCGCCGUUGGUGAGGAUCUGCAGAGGGAAGAUGAGGAUGCUGAUGACGAGGAGUCUGCCUGA
Fusarium subglutinans is the source of this 744-nucleotide messenger RNA. RefSeq lists its product as uncharacterized. NCBI's taxonomy places the organism in Eukaryota, Fungi, Ascomycota, Sordariomycetes, Hypocreales, Nectriaceae. The record is from RefSeq and is a predicted model, not a curated record. The coding region runs from base 1 to 744 and encodes 247 amino acids. The transcript has 2 exons.